AGCUGAAGUGAUCCCGUACCUUGACUCAAGGCCACGUGGCAAGUUUAAGCUUCUUAGCUUUUGCUCGCUUUUACUCGACAAAGAAGCUUUAACAUCAAAAUCUGCCACUAUUUAAACCAAGAUAUUGUUGUGUGAAGACUAUCUAUGCUGUAAAUGCAGUGCUAUCGCAUCCAGGUGAGUAGAUAUACUCGUUACAAACAAACAAACAAACAGACAAGCGGAGAGUGUGUGGAAAAUGCCUCGACGCAUAUUUUGCUUGGUCAAAAAGUGUUGGAGUGUUUGGAAGUCUUCGUAUAAACACUCUGCUCUAGCUAGACUAGAGAUGAACUUCAAGGACCGACAAUGAUGAUGAGAAAGGGGUGGAUCUGCAUAGGGGUCAGAGUUCACUGCACUCUGACCCUUGCACGUGCUCUGAACAAAAUGUCUCUGAUGUCUUCAGAUCAGCUAGCUGGAGCUCAGAUGCAGAAUGAAGGACAAAAUGUGACUUUAUUCAACUUGCGGAUACACAUUGGAUUAACGAACUCUCAACUAGACAAAUUGAUCGAAGAGGAGGAUACUAUAAAUUUGGCAGAAUUCUUUGAAGAUCAUGUUGCACUGUAUAUAGAUCUGUUUACACUUAGUGCUGCGGAAAAAGGAGACGUGCUUAAAGAAGAUAAAACUAAAACAGCUGUAGCACUGCUUUUGAAAUUAUGGAUACAAUCAGAUCCUUUUUCAGCCUCAUUCAGAAAGAUAUUGAUAAUCCUAUUAAAAAUGGGAAAAGAAAGCAUAGCAAGAAGUGUCUGUGAGUAUGUGAAAGGGAAAAUCACGAGAACUUACCUAUCAAAGCAACACUCAGAUGCGAUACAAGAAAAACUAACGGAGAUAGCAAAAAAAGUUGCUCAUCAAGAUAAAGAACUGCUGUCUAUGAUUCAAAAGAACAAUCUCUUCAAAUCAAUCAUAAUAUCAGUAGUGGUUGCCAUUUUUGCAAUGUUUACUUACAACAUCACUUCUUCCCGAACUGAACGAAACACUCUUCCCCGGAUCUCUAUACCACUGGGUCCCCCUCCAUUGAUUAUGACCAAUUUCCAUCAACACAAGAUCAAGACUGAGGACGUAUGGUACUCAACACCAGUCUACACUCACGAUCGUGGCUACAAAAUUUGUCUAGCAGUACGAGCCAAUGGAAAUGGGCAGUACAAAGGAACUCAUGUCUCUGGUCACAUUGUAUUUAUGAAGGGAGAGUUUGACAAUGAAUUGAAAUGGCCAUUUUGUGGAGUCAUUAGGUUUUGGGUUUUUGACAAACUUAAAAGGCGAUAUUCUUUCCGAAUUGUUAAAUAUGAUUGGAAAAAUGAAGAGGGUGAAAGGGUUGUAGGUAAAAAUUUAUACUCCAAUCAGGGGAAAGGAAAAAGUGAUUAUAUUUCUCACAAACAACUGAAAUACGAGUUUUUGUACAACGAUACACUUACGUUUAUGUUUUACUAUGUAGAAUUGCUCUAAAUUUUUGUGGCUAAAUAUAAUGCCUUAUUAGGCACUAAUUAAAAGCUUAUCAGUGAUCAUCACAUUCUUG
This is a messenger RNA of Halichondria panicea, 1546 nucleotides long. RefSeq names its product TNF receptor-associated factor 2-like. The coding region runs from base 343 to 1476 and encodes 377 amino acids. The record is from RefSeq and is a predicted model, not a curated record. Gene Ontology annotation, biological process: tumor necrosis factor-mediated signaling pathway; protein K63-linked ubiquitination. Gene Ontology annotation, molecular function: protein binding. NCBI's taxonomy places the organism in Eukaryota, Metazoa, Porifera, Demospongiae, Suberitida, Halichondriidae. The transcript has 2 exons.